This is a messenger RNA of Durusdinium trenchii, 1873 nucleotides long. NCBI's taxonomy places the organism in Eukaryota, Dinophyceae, Suessiales, Symbiodiniaceae. The record is from the annotation of a GenBank genome assembly.
GCGGCGAAGUUUUGCCGAGGGCACGGUGAUGUGGAGUGCACUUUUGGGCCAAAGGGCAAGCGAGCGCAGCCAAAUGGCCCGCAGAGGUGCUUGUUCUGCGACCCAGACCGCUUGACCGCAGCGCUGGAGGAUGCUGAGUCUGCCCCGGCUGUGGCGAAGCGCUUCAAGCAGCUGUCCCCGGAGCAAAGCGAAGUGGCCCUGCAACGGGUCACCGACGCAAGCCUCAGGCAACAGCUGCAACAAGCAGCCCAACAGAAGGCGGCCAAAUAUUGCCAGGGCUAUGGUCGCACAGCUUGCACAUUCGGGGCGAACGGGCAGGCAGCCCAACCCAAUGGCCCGGCGACGUGCAUUUUUUGCGACCCGCAGCGCCUCAACGACGCCUUUUUGGAUGGGUCGGCAAGCCUGGCACUGAAGAAGCGCUUUGCGCGUUCGUCAGCGGAGCAAAGACCUGCAGUGCUCCAGCGGGUCACAGACCCAGGCUUCAGAGAAUGGCUACAAGGCACAGGGCCCGCGCCAGCACAGCGGGUGUCUCAAGUGGGCCCGGAAGUGCGGCAGGUAGCGGCCGUCAAACACCAACUGGCCCGCACAGAACCUCCUUACGACGAGGCCGCUCUGGAAGCACUCUACGAGAAGGGCAGAGCCAUGUGGGCCGAGGCGCUGGACAUGAGGCAGCUAGCAGGCGCCCCGCUCCGAACAGACGCGGCCUUCAGGGAGCGCGUCGUCGAAGACCGCAAGAAGGCCUUGAACAUGCUGGGCAUUGCGGCGGAGCGGCUGCCACGCGGCCGGGAAGUGGAUAACAGGGAUCCGUUGCCACGAGCGCGGAGCACAGAGCAGGCUGCGGCGCUGCAGUUCUGGGCCGAAUUCAACUCCUGGGGCGUAUGCUCACAGUGCAAGGCACUGCAGCCACGAGAGUUGACACCUCAGAGCAUGGAGAAAGUGCUGAGCCCGUGGAUUGCGAAGUCUGGGUGCAUCUUUUGCCGUAACCAGCGGCGACCUCCCCAAGUGCCCGGGCACGCAGACUUCGUGAAGCAGGUGACUCCCGAGAUCCUGGCCGCGCUGCGCCCGGUGGAGUGCGACUUUGGGCCUUUCCAGGUGUCGAAAGACAAAUUUGGGCGGGGCAAUGGCUACAGAGUGAAGUCCGCUUUGGUGACAUUUGCCUGGGCAGAAAAGCCGGUGGAAGAGCGCGUGCAGGCGCUGCCGCGGCCGGAGGCCGCCCUCGCGAACAGAGUGCUGGAAUGGCUGUGGGAACACUCAGGUCCAGGCCCAGGCGAGUCUGCGUAUGGCCAGUACUGGGAGGCCCAUGAUGCAUUUUUGCAGGCCAACCCGCAGGCAGACCGGCGGCAGCGCAAAAGAUGGCUGCGCUUCCUGGAGGGCGAGGGCCUGGAGUGCGCGCUGUGGCCGCACUUGUUUCUUCGAAGAGACAUGUGUUUGACGUGGGCCCGCUUGCAGUCUACCAGCCGGCAAAGCCGUGGCUCACACAAGUCGACAUUGGAGCAACGAGCCCGGGGGCAGGCAGCCGACGAAGAGGAGGAGGUAGCUGCGGAUGUGACGGGCACAAAGCGAAGCUACAUGGCUCUCGUUUUAUCCCCUGUCCUGGAUUUUUCCUUUUCCUACGAGCUUUUGCAUUUUGCUUUCGACCUGAACUUGUGGACAGCGCUCGGAUCGAAGAGGAAUUUGCAUCUAGGAGUUCCCAUGAGGCUUCUGUUGAAAGGACACCCUUUUACCUCUGCCUACUGGAGAGACAUGCACCGGGGACUGGUUGACCUCAUCCGACAAAAGGGAUACCCGCCGGUAUUCUCGACGCAAAGCCCCUUCGAAUGGUGCACGCCGAACCACUGCUGCAUCGUGGAUGGCCUGGCGAAGAUGGGCGCAG